UUUGUUUAACAACUUGAACGUUUUCAAUUGAGUACUGCAAUUAAAUACACAUUUAUAACUUAUCGUUUUCAGUGCUUGUCAAACAGAGAACAAAAAUUUACAGAUUAAUAAAAACUGCAUUGACGCAGCAGCGUCUUUCUCUUUUCGCGCUUAGAAUUGAAAAACCAGUGCUUUAUCACAGCCAGUUUUUUUUGUAACAAAAAGACGUAUAAAGCCAAUAUAUAUUCUAUUUUGAUAACACAGCACAAACGUAAGAUCUCAAAUAGGAUUGAAUAAAGCCGAAAUUUAUGAAAAAAUGGUUUCUCUUUUUCCUACAUGUAUUACCUAAAAUGUUACCAUUAUCAUUUUUCAACAAGACGUACAAGAUUUUUGUCUCUUACAAAUGUUUGUAUUUGUAAAAGUGUUUGUGUUUAUUGAUAUUUUUGCAGCAAGAAGCGAAUCUUUUUCGCUGUGUGAGAUUUAUUGGCUGCUGUCAAAUUAAGUCAUUUCAACUUCUAAAAAUAUUAAAUCAAAAACAUUUAUCAAAGUUCGGAGUACGUGUUAACUUAUUAUUUUUUAAUCUUACAUCCAUCUUCUGGUCAUAUUUUGCGUCACUUGAAAAUCAAAAUUUGACCCAAUUCAAAAAGAAAUUAGACUUCUUGAACCAUUGUUUCAUACUGACGUUUUUAUAAAUUACGCGCUGUGCAAUUAUUAUUGGGCUAGCCAAUGAGUUUUUUGUUGAAAAUGCUUCAAUAAGCUUGAAUAAGCACCUUUUGAUCUAUCGAUAAAUUAAAAUGAAAGCUCUUUUAAAUCGACUGUUUUGGCGGACAGUCGUAGUUCGGAGCUAAAUUGAGCGAAAAGAUAUGAUUGCCAAUGAUACGCCACAUCUUACGUGUUGUUACAAACAGCCCUUCUGCGUGAAUUUAUGCGACGGUAUGGUGGUGAUAAGACAUUAGCCGCAGAUUUUCGACUAGCUAAAACACCUUAAGCUCGACGCGAGUUAACUGAAGUUAUAUUGGAACUGCUUGUGCUGCGACGUUUUAUCAAUGUGGCCGGGGCGAGUUGCUGUCCGCAUUAGAACUUUGUAGAAGAACCCCGAAAGCUAGCAUGUCUUUGAAGAAUUCUAUGUUGGCUUUCUUACUUUACUACCUGAUUGAAGAGAGCUCGUCUGCAUGUAGCGAAAAAGAGCGUCUAUCGUACGUCUGUAGCAAAAGUGGUUUCUACACAAUACCUAAAAAUCUGCCAAAUGACGUCACAACACUUUACCUCAAUAAAAACUCAAUUUCAGUGCUGAAACAAACAGAUUUCCAGUAUUACACACAAUUGGAACAUCUGGACCUGUCUAAUAACCAGAUCAGCGUCAUAGAAGCUGACACAUUUGUUAAGUUCUACAAGCUCAAAUCGCUUUACCUCUCCGGAAACUCAAUCCAACAUUUAGAGUUCUUCAUUCCAAAAACACUAGAAAUCUUGGACGUUUCAAAGAAUAUACUGACGUCUGUUAAAGGUCACUUCCUAAAUUCAACGACUAAGAUCAGAAGUCUAGAUCUUUCAUCGAAUAUGCUGUCGAAAAAUCCACUUGACAAAAAUGCUUUUGAAGGCAUUCGUACUAGAGAACCGUUGAACAUCGAUUUGUCGAACAAUAAUUUGAUAACGCUUUCACAGGAAGCAAUAUGGCCGCUGUUGACCAAAAACAAAGAUGCUACUCGAUACGAGAAGCUGAAAUUAAACCUAAACGCAAACAAUAUUCACUGUAAUUGCAUGUUGAACUGGAUACCUCAAGCAAUGUCCAUGGAACCCAGUGAGGCCAGGUUUAUGGGUAUUGAUAUUCAAGGACGUUGCAAUAGUCCCAACAACCUUGAGUCUGUUAGUUUACAUGAUCUAAAGGAGAGUCAACUCUCGUGUGUGGGACCGACGAUUGUGCUGCCGAAUAAGAAUGGGUUCUCGGACGUGACGUGGAGGGAGGGGGAGGACGGAAGUGUGAGGUGUAGUGCCUCGGGAGACCCCAAUCCCAGAUACGCGAUGGUGCUCAAUCACAAAAAUAUUAUACUGCCCUCGAAAACAGUGGGACGGUAUAUUUUAUCUGAGAACGGGAACCUUGUAGUGAAGGAGUUACGGUUGUCAGACAAAGGAAACAUCACUUGUGUGGCUGAAAAUGUAGCCGGAUCUGCCACUCACGUCAUAAAUGUCCACGUGGCUCCGCAUCUCACCGGCGCCCAAAAAGCAGCUAUCACAUUUGGCAUUCUCAUUCCAGUCCUCGUAGUGCUAAUAAGUGUGAUCUGUGGAGUAUGCAUAUAUUGGUAUUUCAAAAGAGGUAAAUUCGCUCAGUGUACUCGGAAAAGACGUUCUAGUAGCAUAGGCGAGGAAGCGGAGAGGUUUUCACUUCAGAAUCAUCAUAAGUUGGAGCUUAACAGUGAGCAUAAUACUUUAAGAGUCGGAAGUCACGAUCCAAUACGAGCUGAUUCUCUGACGUACCUAGAUUACGCAACAGGCGGAAGAUCUUCCCCGAUUGAGUCUCGCAAACCAAUGACUGGAAACAUACAUCAGGCUUUUGUGAAUGGAAUGCGACAGUCAAUCGACAAGAAAUCUAGAACUAGCUCGAACCGAUCGAAGGGCGACGAUUUGAACAAAAGUCAUCCCAGUGUCUAUGAUUUGCAUUCCACGCAGUACGCUCCAUGUUUCCGAGAUGACCCAGAUUCAUGCGAACAAAUAAAUAACAUUGGCACUCUAGGUCCACCAGUUUUGGCGUUUGCUAGAAAGUCAAAUACAAUGCCGAAAAUGGCAACGAUAAACCACAUGGGAACUUUCAAUGUCGGAGGUCCGAGGCAAGAUAACGGAACCUUGCCAACUUCGCAGUCGAAUCCGGGGAAGGCAAGCAAGACGCAGAGUUCCAACGGCUCUUCUGUAGGAGUUGCUAGGCCUAUGAUUCACAAUGGAAAUGGAGACUUGGAUGACGGAGUCCUUUCUAGACCCUCAAGCACAAAUUCGAGUAACUACAGUGCCAGUAAUCAUACACAACAGCCAUACCUCUCGAUAAAAAGAGGCUCCGCUAUGCCUACCGUUCCAGCGAAACUAUACGCAAUUCCACUAUACAUUGACCCGCCUCAGUUCAAAAGCAAUGUAAACGGAAGCAACAGCAAUAUACUGAACUCAAACAGUCCAAAUAUGGUGUCUCCUGGAAGCACCACUUCAGAAGCAACCCACAUGAGUUGAUCAAAUUAAGAAUCGACGAGAGGAGGGGGAGGAUGAUUUUUCCAAGCAUUCUAUCUAUCGUUUCUAAUUUAUUACCUUUCUUCAAUUAGUUUCUGCUCAGUUAGUUGAUGAUCACCUGCUCACAUUCAAUACAAUUAGUACAGUCAUAUUUAUGUUUGUAUAGAUUACUGAUGAUUUUUAAAUUGGAUUACGCAAUUUUUGUAUAUUUUGCAUUUAUAAAUUUAGUUAUAUUUUGAAAUUGAAGAAUUGAAUUUGG
Messenger RNA from Symsagittifera roscoffensis, 3445 nucleotides. RefSeq lists its product as uncharacterized. NCBI's taxonomy places the organism in Eukaryota, Metazoa, Xenacoelomorpha, Acoela, Convolutidae. Bases 1087 to 3189 code for a protein of 700 amino acids. The transcript is spliced from 3 exons. Gene Ontology annotation, molecular function: protein binding. The record is from RefSeq and is a predicted model, not a curated record.